Molecule: messenger RNA, 489 nt
Organism: Gallus gallus (chicken)
Lineage: Eukaryota; Metazoa; Chordata; Aves; Galliformes; Phasianidae
Product: adenylate cyclase type 10-like
Exons: 3
Coding region: 2-484 (160 amino acids)
Source: RefSeq, a predicted model, not a curated record
CAUGAAGCUGAGCGAAGCAGAGGCUCUGAGGAGCUCCAUCAAAAAGGAAGGAAAUGCCAUCGACCGCUUUGAGGAGGCCAUCUUCUUCAGCCUCAAAGGAGAGGUAAAGAGGCAGGUCUGCAGUAACGUGGGAUGUGUGAAGCUGGCCAAGGAAAUGAGCAGGCAGGCGCUGAGACUGCUGGAAAAGCGGUUCCCCCGGACUCGUGCCGGGGCCUUUGUCAAGUCUCUGUGGGAAGGGUUGAAGCGUGCUCCUCAGGCCACAGGCAGAGCGUCCUUCCUUCCCCAGGAGGCUCGGAGGAAGAAGCAAGCCUGGCUGGUUCAGCGGAGCAGAUGCCUCUCCUUGCUCGAGGACCUCUACAGCCAGGAGGGCACAUCUGGCGGACAGAGGUUCUCCCGCCUGGCAGCACUCAUGAAGGCCAACACGGACAGCAAGAUGCACUCCUAUCAGGCAGCAGACUCACACAUUGGACAAGCCUUGAAUUAAGGAAA